AGCAGGCAGCAGGCGGCGGCAGGCGGAGCGCGGCCCGGACAUGCUGGCCCCGCGGGGCCCCCGCGCCGCCGCCCGCCCGCGCCCCUAGCGCCCCCGCCCGGACCCGCUGCGCUCUCCCCGCUGCGGCCGCGUCCCAGCGAGCGGCGGCGGCAUGAAAGUGACCGUGUGCUUCGGGCGGACCCGGGUGGUCGUGCCGUGCGGGGACGGCCACAUGAAAGUUUGCAGCCUGGUGCAGCAGGCGGUGACCCGCUACCGGAAGGCCAUCGCCAAGGAUCCAAGCUACUGGAUACAGGUGCACCGCUUGGAGCAUGGAGACGGAGGGAUACUAGACCUGGAUGACACCCUCUGUGAUGUAGCAGACGAUAAAGACCGACUGGUAGCUGUGUUUGAUGAGCAAGACCCACAUCAUGGAGGUGAUGGCACCAGCGCCAGCUCCACAGGGACCCAGAGUCCAGAAAUAUUCGGGAGUGAGCUUGGUACCAACAAUGUGUCCGCCUUUCAGCCUUAUCAAGCAACAAGUGAAAUUGAGGUCACACCCUCAGUCCUUCGCGCAAACAUGCCUCUUCAUGUCCGAAGAAGCAGUGACCCAGCGUUAAUUGGCCUCCCAACAUCCGUCAGUGACAAUGACUUCUCUGAAGAACCGUCCAGGAAAAACCCCACUCGCUGGUCCACCACAGCUGGCUUCCUCAAGCAGAACACUGCCGGCAGUCCCCAAACCUCUGAUCGGAAGAAAGAUGAAAACUACAGAAGCCUGCCCAGGGAUACCAGCAAUUGGUCCACCCAGUUUCAGCGAGACAGUGCCCGCACCUCUCUGAGUGCCAGUCACCCCAUGGUGGACAAGUGGUUGGAGAAACAAGAACAGGAGGAGGAUGGGCUGGCAGAAGACAGUAGCCGAGUGGAGCCAGUGGGGCACGCCGACACCGGCUUGGAGAGUGUAACCAGCUUUUCUCUGGAUGAUUUGGUAAAGCUCGUACAAGUCUCCAACGAUGGAGGGCCUCUGGGAAUCCAUGUAGUGCCUUUCAGUGCGCGAGGCGGCAGAACCCUGGGGUUAUUAGUGAAACGCUUGGAGAAGGGUGGUAAAGCGGAGCAAGAAAACCUUUUUCAUGAGAAUGACUGUAUUAUACGGAUUAAUGACAAGGACCUUCGGCAUAAAAGAUUUGAAGAAGCACAAUGUACGUUUCGCGAAGCCAUGUGUGCACCCAUCAUUUGGUUCCAAGUGAUUCCUGCGACAAACAAAGAGCAGUAUGAACAAGUGUCCCAGAGUGAGAAGGGCAGCUGCUACUCCAGCCGCUUCGGCCCUGACAGCCAGUACUCGGACAACAGGAGCGUGACCAGCACCGGGCCUCACGUGCUGCCUCGAGCGUCCAGACUGAACCCCCCGCCCGAGCACGCGGACGCCCCCCCGAGACUACCUCAUGGCACACACCCCUCGGCAAAGCCCCCCGCGGCCCCCGCCCCGCACAGUGUAUUUAGUCCGAGUGCAAGCAGCGGUUACAACACCAAAAAAGUGGGCAAGAAGCUCAAUAUCCAACUUAAGAAAGGUACGGAAGGCUUGGGGUUUAGCAUCACUUCCAGAGAUGUGACCAUUGGUGGCUCGGCUCCAAUCUUUGUGAAGAACAUUCUACCCCGAGGAGCCGCCAUCCAGGAUGGCCGGCUGAAGGCUGGGGACCGGCUCAUAGAGGUGAACGGAGUGGACUUGGCAGGCAAAUCCCAGGAGGAAGUGGUCUCCCUGCUGAGAAGCACCAGGAUGGAGGGGACUGUGAGCCUGCUGGUCUUUCGCCAGGAAGAUGCCGCCUUUCACCCGAGGGAACUGAAUGCAGAGCCAAGCCAGAUGCAGAUUCCAAAAGAAACGAAAGCCGAAGAGGAGGAUAUUGUUCUCACCCCCGAUGGCACCAGGGAGUUUCUGACAUUUGAAGUUCCACUUAAUGACUCAGGGUCUGCUGGUCUCGGUGUCAGUGUCAAAGGGAACCGGUCCAAAGAGAACCAUGCGGAUUUGGGAAUCUUCGUCAAGUCCAUUAUCAAUGGAGGAGCGGCAUCUAAAGAUGGGAGGCUGCGGGUGAACGAUCAACUGAUAGCAGUAAAUGGAGAAUCCCUGUUGGGCAAGACAAACCAAGAUGCCAUGGAAACCCUAAGAAGAUCUAUGUCCACUGAAGGAAAUAAACGAGGAAUGAUCCAGCUCAUUGUGGCAAGGAGAAUAAGCAAGUGCCAAGAGCUGAGGUCACCUGGGAGCCCCCCUGGACCUGAGCUGCCCAUCGAAACUGUGCUGGACGACAGGGAGCGAAGGAUUUCUCAUUCCCUCUAUAGCGGGCUCGAGGGGCUCGACGAGUCUCCCACCAGAAACGCUGCACUCAGCAGGAUAAUGGGUAAAUACCAGCUGUCCCCCACCGUGAAUAUGCCCCACGAUGACACUGUCAUUAUAGAGGAUGACAGAUUACCUGUGCUCCCUCCUCAUCUCUCUGACCAGUCCUCUUCCAGCUCCCACGAUGAUGUGGGAUUCGUGACAACAGAUGCUGCUGCGUGGGCUAAGGUGGCAAUCAGCGAUUCAGCCGACUGCUCUUUGAGUCCUGACGUGGAUCCAGUUCUAGCGUUUCAGCGGGAAGGAUUUGGACGCCAGAGUAUGUCAGAAAAACGCACAAAGCAGUUUUCAGAUGCCAGUCAAUUGGAUUUCGUUAAAACACGAAAAUCAAAAAGCAUGGAUUUAGGUAUAGCUGACGAGACUAAACUCAAUACAGUGGAUGACCAGAAAGCAGGUUCCCCCAGCAGAGAUGUGGGACCCUCCCUGGGUUUGAAGAAGUCAAGUUCCCUAGAGAGUCUGCAGACUGCAGUUGCCGAGGUGACGCUGAAUGGGGACAUCCCCUUCCAUCGCCCGCGACCACGGAUCAUCAGAGGAAGAGGUUGCAAUGAGAGCUUCCGUGCUGCCAUUGACAAGUCCUAUGAUAAGCCUGUGAUGGAUGACGACGAUGAAGGCAUGGAGACUUUGGAAGAAGACACAGAGGAGAGUUCUCGGUCAGGGAGAGAGUCGGUGUCCACAGCCAGUGACCAGCCGUCUCAUUCUCUGGAGAGACAUGUGAACGGGAACCAAGAGAAAGGGGACAAGGCUGACCGGAGAAAGGACAAAACUGGAAAGGAGAAGAAGAAAGACCGAGAAAAGGACAAGGAUAAGAUGAAAGCCAAGAAGGGGAUGCUGAAGGGCUUGGGAGACAUGUUCAGGUUUGGCAAACAUCGAAAAGAUGACAAGAUUGAGAAAACGGGUAAAAUAAAAAUGCAGGAAUCCUUUACGUCAGAAGAGGAGAGGAUUCGAAUGAAGCAGGAGCAGGAGAGGAUCCAAGCCAAAACUCGAGAAUUUAGAGAGCGACAAGCCCGGGAGCGUGACUAUGCUGAGAUCCAAGAUCUUCAUCGGACGUUUGGCUGUGAGGACGAGCUGAUGUACGGGGGGCUGUCGUCUUACGAGGGGUCCGUGGCUCUCAACGCCGGGCCACAGAGUCCCCGAGAAGGACACAUGAUGGAUGCUUUGUACGCACAAGUGAAGAAGCCUCGGAAUUCCAAAGCUUCCCCCGUGGACAGCAACAGAUCGACUCCUAGCAACCACGAUCGGAUACAGCGUCUGCGGCAAGAAUUUCAACAAGCAAAGCAGGAUGAAGAUGUUGAAGAUCGGAGACGGACCUACAGCUUUGAGCAGCCCUGGCCCGGCUCCCGGCCAGCAGUGCAGAGCGGCAGGCACUCUGUGUCCGUGGAGGUGCAAGUCCAGAGGCAACGGCAGGAGGAGCGCGAGAGCUUCCAGCAGGCCCAGCGCCAGUACAGCUCGCUGCCUCGGCAGAGCAGGAAGAACGCCAGCUCAGUGUCCCAGGACUCCUGGGAGCAGAACUACCCGCCUGGAGAGGGCUUCCAGAGCGCCAAGGAGAAUCCCCGGUACUCCAGCUACCAGGGCUCCCGGAAUGGCUACCUGGGCGGCCACGGCUUCAACGCCAGGGUCAUGCUGGAGACCCAGGAGCUCCUGCGCCAGGAACAGCGGCGGAAAGAACAGCAGAUGAAGAAGCAGUCCCCACCCGAGGGCCCCAGCACCUAUGACUCAUAUAAGAAAGUCCAGGACCCCAACUGUCCCCCACCCAAGGGGCCCUUCCGGCAGGAUGUGCCCCCGUCCCCCUCUCAGGUCGCCAGGCUAAACAGACUCCAGACUCCUGAGAAGGGGCGGCCCUUCUACUCCUGAGCACGGAUGGCGAUGCUUCACGUCAUGCAAUAAAGGACACUUUCCUACGAAGACUUGUAUUUUGGGAGUUUUUAAAAAAAAAAAAAAAAAACCUCGAUGGUACUGUGGAAUAUUUCUGUUGUUGGUAUCAGUGCCUUUUCGCAAUGUAGGCAAAGAAGUAGGCGGCCUUAAUGUCUUUGCCACUGCAUCUCAAGUGUCUGCUUCGUGGAAGGAUCUCACCCUGACAAUCAUCCCUCCGAGGCGUCCCUACCCUCUGCAGCUCUCUGUGCCCCAGGGUCUGGCCUAGGCGUACAAUGGCCAUGGCUUUGUUCCUGCAGCCCGCUGACUUGGGGCAAAGCAUUAACUUGAAGCCAAGAUGUCAUUGAUCCCUCUUUUCCAUCCCUUGUCUCUUACCUCUGAGCAGCAUCUCAGUCUCUGGUGGGCAAAAGUGGACAGCGUGCUACAGAACCUGGGGCUUUCUGAAACUUUCCAGCACAGUGCUUUAUUUGUAGUCAGUAUGAAUUUCUAGUUUCUUUCUCAGCUCCUUGUAACAGGAACGCUUUGUCAUUCGACUGAAGACACUAAGCCAUAUUCCAACACUGAUUGGUUAUUGGGGUCCUUUUGUAACUGCCUUAUAACUUCACCAAUAAAGUGAUGAUUCAAGUCUAUGUUUAUAAAUAUACUUGUUCAGUCACUUUCUUGAUGCGUGUUGAGUCAGCAGAACAGAGGGGACAGGGAUAUGGGAGUGACCCGGGAGGAGGACCGGGCCUGCCUUGGGCCCUGGGUGCACUGUAGGGAAGGAAGGAGCUGAGAGAGGAAUGCUCCCAGGUGGAACUGUGAGCCAUACACUCACGCAGUAUUUUAAUCCCUUUUUGUUGUGGCCAGAAGGGCAGAGAAUGAGAGAUACAUAAAUCAGUCAUGUUUGGAUUAUAAAAAUUGAUCUCUCUACAGUUUUGAGGUUGGUUGGAAUUGAUAUCUGUCUAGCACAUCCACACGCUGGAUCCCUGCCUGGUAACAUGGUCUUACUAAAUAAUUCUGCCAUGAAACAUAAAAAGACAAGGAAAAGCCAUUCCACAUCACACAGAACAUUUUGAUGUUCUGAAGCAGGGUUGACAGAAGCUCGCUGUGGGGUCAGUAUUUUAAUGCGUGUGUGGGUCUCUGGCCCCUGGCCGCCCUCUUUUCCACCCGAAGGUCUGAAUGUCCUGUAUGGUAAACCAUGGCUGGGUUGCUAAAGUGCCUGUGAAUCCUGAUGUGAAACAGAAGCUUGAGGUGAAAGCUCAGAGUACCGUGUAUUAACAAAUAAAAUAAAACAAAGAUAUGUAUUGUAUUGAUAUGCUUUUUUUUUUUUUUUUUUUUUUUACUGGCACAUUGUAUUUUUGUGUCCACUUGUUUUUAGAAAAUCUGUGAGGUGUCCACAAAUACCUGCAUCUCCUUUGCGUUUCUGUGUACUGGUUCUAUUUGUUAAUAAUGUGCAGUGCUAUUAAACCGUGUCACCAGAGUGGGAGCGACAACCUUGAACAUAGCGGCUCUUUCUUGCGGUCUUCAAAGCUGGGAGAAACAGCUUUCUUUGUACAUAUGAGACUUCUAAUAAAAGGUGUAUUUCUUCCUGGCCUA
This is a messenger RNA of Cavia porcellus (domestic guinea pig), 5800 nucleotides long. RefSeq names its product par-3 family cell polarity regulator (gene Pard3). Gene Ontology annotation, cellular component: apical junction complex; apical plasma membrane; adherens junction. NCBI's taxonomy places the organism in Eukaryota, Metazoa, Chordata, Mammalia, Rodentia, Caviidae. The coding region runs from base 152 to 4207 and encodes 1351 amino acids. The record is from RefSeq and is a predicted model, not a curated record. Gene Ontology annotation, molecular function: protein binding; phosphatidylinositol binding. The transcript is spliced from 25 exons. Gene Ontology annotation, biological process: establishment or maintenance of epithelial cell apical/basal polarity; establishment of centrosome localization; establishment of cell polarity.